AUGGAGACGCUCGCGACGGCUUUAGGCGUUGAAGAGGCGGAUAAGAGCGAUGUAAAAAGUUUGUUGAAGCUUGUACGUGAUCAUCAGCGUCAGCAUGAAGACUGCACGUACGACUCUAGGACGACCGCCGCUAUCCGUAUAUGCAAGGCGAUGCUGACCAAGCUGCGGAAAGUACUGCCUAUGCUCAUGCGUCCCGUGGCGACGCUACCGACGGAGAAGGCUGUGCCUAUGCUUCUUGAUCUGUGUCAGCUACUGACACUUAUACUCGGUGGUGGAGUGUGUCCACACUCGAUGACGCUCUUCAUGGAGAGUAAUACUGGAACAGCACGUGGAGAAAACUCGACGUCGUCAGGCUUUCCAUCGUACCCGACAAUGUCAACGAUGAUGUUUUAUAUGGUAUCAUUUUAUACGAAUGAAAAACUGCGACAGGCACAGCGAGAUGUUCGUAAGGUGACGCUGCAGAUGGUAUUGUUCUUGCAAAGAAACGACGUCUACGGGUUCAUUCAUUUCUUUCGUGAUACAGUGCAGUUAUUGGAGGAUUGUUUUUUGCUCAAGGAAUCACUAAAGAACAGAAAUGUAACAACUGUUAUACCUACUGGAGCAACCAUCGUGUGUUAUCUUGAUACAGCGAUUCACGUGUAUCAAGACGCAGUUGGACCGCUGGGUGCAAAAAGUAAUGUCACACUUUGUGGCUGCAUGCCGAUUAAUGAUAUGACUCAGCUGUGCGAACGUAGGGAGCAAUUAAAGCAAAUGCUGCCGUCUAUUCAUGUCAGCUCGUAUGAAAUGGUUGUCACUCUCCAGCAAUCUGUGAUUGUUCUGGUGGAUCGGAUCAUUUGUCAACAUAGUGGAAUGCUGGAAAAGGACCCAUUUUUUGAUAGAUUGUGUCAACUAUCAAAGCUUUUUAUCACUGAAAAUAAUGCACUUGUGAAGAGCACCGAUGGGACGGAUGAGGACAGUGCACCAUCAAAUAAGAACGCGAAUGAGACCGCUCAAUGCACGCUUCGACUGCUGUACACGAUGCUGCAGACAAGCGUUCCCACAGAAAGACGAUUUGUACGCCUGACCCUAGCGUUCUUGAAGUCUAGCUUUCUUCACAAAACCAACCCGCAAAUGUUGAAAGCAUGCGCUCCUAUUCUUGAACUGCUUGGCAAUACUUACCUUUGUCUCUCUACUUUUGCCACCGAUGCUGUGUGGCCACAUUUCGAGUUAUGGGUGUCUGAAAAUAUACAUCUCGUUCGAUGUACUGAUGACGAAAGCAGAAACUGGGUGGAAACGAUUUGGAUGUCGGUGUUUUCGAUUUUGCGAGUGUACACUCGUCAAUCCAAUAGUUCGCCUGCUGCGUCAUUAUUUGUAAAUUUACUGGAGUAUCUUUUUGACAUCAAAGUAUCCAAUCCAGCACUCAUUUCGAGCGUCGUCGAUGGCAUCCACCAUAUAUUGUCGACAAAGGAAAUGCUGACGAAAGUAUUUCGCUCUAUAUCUAAGGAGCUAGUGAGCAAAGGGCUUGAUAGGGCAGCAAAUUCAAGUCAAUGUGUCAAUACAACAAGGAAGCGAAAACGAAAAGAAAUGUCUUUGUGUAGGCAAAGACAGCCUUUGGAUUUGAAUCUCGAGAAUAACACCAAGAUGCACGAUAAGCUAGGCCAAUGGAUUCUGGACCUCAUUACGAUCGGGAGUAAUGAUCGAAAAAGUCUAGUCGCGAUCACUACUAGUUUGCGAGUAAUUUUGCCGCUCCGUCGCUAUAUUCUUGUCUUUCUUCGGUUAGAAAGCUUUGCCAUCUUUCGAGCUCUACUUCAGCGUGUUGACUUGAUUUUGAAUACCUAUGCACCUUCGGUUACCUCUCUUACGAGUGAAUACCUGGACUUAUGGAUCAUCCUGCUGCGGUAUUUUGAUGACCAUGAGCUUGAAAAAUACCGUGACCUGCUGAACAAAGUAAUUGAAAGUGUGGAGACUCAAGAGAUUGAACUCGACAAGGAUUUUGUUGUGCCAGACUGCUGGGAGUAUCUGGCGUUCUUAGAGUUGUAUCAGAGGUGUCCCAAAUGCCACGACAUGUCUCCAUCCGAGAGACUAAGCGAAGUGUCGUACGAUUACCUCAGUAGUGCAGAUGCUGUACUCGAUGGCAUUUUCAGGAAACCGACGGCCCUCCACGGUCCAUUCUUUGUAUACUUCGUGUGGUCACGUCCUGCGAUGCUCAAUAUUGAUGAUGAGGAUUCCUGGCGAAACGCCCUCCCAUGGAAAGUUUUAUACCGGGCUAUAUUGCAAGAAACAUCACAUGAUGUGGCAGUGCGCUACUAUCUUGCGAUGUCUCCACUGCUAGCCUUCUUUGUCGUGGCUGGCUCGCUAACGUCUCCGAAAAAGAUGGCAACGUGCAUCAUGGAAGCUUUUAGCGGCAAGAUUCAACGCAUUGAAUCAAAUAUGGUUUUAUCAGCCAUUACACAAUCGUGUGCGGCAGUACUGUGCGCAACAGCAUACGGUCAAGCGUCCGCUGAUAGGAUAGACUAUCGCAGCGACAGAAAACAUAAUGAUGUCCGUUCACACCUGAAGAGUUGUCAGUGUCGAAAGAUCACUAACAGCUUCCAAGUGCUGCCAAUUCCACUAGCAUUGUUUGAACCGAUUCUGUGUGGUGAGACAAACUCCGCUGUUGAAAGCAUGCAAGUAAUAAAAAUUAAUGCGCUGUCGAGUGUGCUCGAGCAUUGUGAAGUCGACUACAAAAAAGACCAGACUGCCAUGCGAUUCGUGGAGUACCUUCUGACCUGCUUUGCGGGUCCAUCUGAACUCGCUCGUCAAGCAGUACUGGAAGCAGCUGUUGAUCAGCCGCGUCUUCUUGAUGCGAUGAUUGACCCGGUAAAGGAAGGCCUUGUUGGACUGAUGGAACAUUUGGAGGCAAUUAUGACAGCGGCAGAAGACAACUGUAAUGACAGUGUUGUCACAGCAAUAAUGCUGACGUCAGGUACUAUUGGCUGUCAAUGUGAAUUGCAACAAGAGGAUCGUGGGGAGAAUUGCAUGUGGAUUCUAUUACGCUUGGUGUCUCUGUGGAAUCGGUUUCAUAUUGCGCAUCGUGAGCGACUCGCUGUGGUGGCUUACGACCAGAUUUGCCGUAUCACUGCACACCAUCAGGUAUCGUGGAGACGAUUAUGCAUUGAGUAUCCUGACUUGCUUUACUUCCCCCUCGUCGAUGAACUGCUGGAAACUGAGACACUCAAGCUGUUUCUCUGCACGUUCAUGGGCGGAAAGGUUGCUCCAAAAAUUUUCUUGCGCGAGAGUGCACCGUACGUUCUUCCACAUUACGUUGUCCACCAAAAUGAACAAAUGCUGCAUGCUUUUCUUGACGAAUUCAACGGACAGAGGAAUGACGUUUUAAUGGCCGAUAAUGCUGCAGUAGGUGAAGCCCCGAUGAGCCUUACUAACCUUCUUCUGAAUCACGUUGACUAUGUGCUAAAAGACCUGAUUAUUCAUCAGGUGCAAGCAGUCUCGAACCAGAACCGCUUGGCAGAAUGGGAGUUUUUGUUUAAAUUCUUGCCGGAAAACUCUACCGUUCGUGAUGUGAUCAUGCAUUCACCACUGCGGUUGAUGAGCUUGUUGGCGUGGGAGCUUGGUGGGCCUCAAUCUCGCAUGGCUAAGCGCGCGAUACGAGAGGUGGCAAACUAUUUGCGUGAAGAUUCACUUGAGGUCGAGGUACAAAAUGCAAGUCUAUUACAGCUAGGGGAAGGGUGUAUGCCUCGCCAGUAUUUUCUCGCGCUCAUGACGGACCUAGGCAAUCGAAUGAACGGCACAAAAUCGACGGGCACGAAGAUUCGGGCCAUUAAAAGCAUUGACCGACUGCUCGAAAUUUUCAGCGGUUCCUCUGUAGAUUCUGGUAGCAUUCAAAGUCAUGGAGUUGUCGAUUCUUUUGUUCCUAAAGUGAUGGCAACUCUUAAGAUCGGUCUUACGGAACGUGAGUUACAAGUGCAUGCAAUUCAUGCAUGGGGACAUUUUUUGCGAAUGCUGUCAUCUAAAGCUUUGGAGUCAAACUUGAGCUCUAUCGUUGUUAGCUUACUUCCGUGUCUCGGCCACAAGACAUCAGCAAUUUUGGUUGAAGGUAAUUCCGGUAGUGGUAGCCAAAGCUGGAAUCUCGAGUCUCUUGAGCGUGUGAAACAUGACGUUUGUGCACAAGUCAUAUCGCUUGAUGGAGUUCAACCUAAGUGUAUGGUGGCAGCCGUAGACAUUCUGCGGUAUUUGUUCAUUGAGAAGCAAACUGAAUUGAAGCAUGCAUUUCCAACGAUCCCGUUGCUACCUUCUAUUCCAGAACUGGAUGAAAUUUACGUAGCGCUUUAUGAGGAAGACGGAGAUCCAAGAUGUCGGCCUUUAAGCGACUAUUUGAUGAACUUGUCGGCCUAUGCCAAUCAUCUUGAUGUAGCAGUACGUGAAAUGGCCCUGACGCAGCUAUUGCGAUGUCUGGUUGUACGUGGUGCUGAGUUAGAGGUGCUAAUGCAGAAUGAAGGAAGCAUAUUUAUUGAUAGAGCGGUUGCUAGCGUGGUACAGUCAGUGUUGCGGGUUUCGCGCGAAGAAAGUCAUGAAUCCAUAAAACUUCUUUGCGCUCGCUGCUUGGGAGCCUUGGGCGCAAUUGAUAGUGCCCGCGUGCCGUUAAAUAUGUUCUACACUGCUGGUGGGCCUCAGCGAGGCACUGCAGUCACUAAAGAGAAGGUAUGCAAAAAAAUGGAACACUCGACGAAGGACUUAGCGUGUGUUCUCAUUGAGACAUGGUUGGUGAAGGAACUUCGCGCAGCACCUGAGAAUAUGGACUCGUUGGCAUUUGCAAUUCAAGAGCUGCUGAAAUUUUUAGCCGAACUGACAGCUGAUCCACAGCAAAGCGGUUUGAGUUUAGCAUCAACUAGAAAUUUUGGUUCAUCAUUCAAGUCACGACAAGACCCUAAUGCUCCUAUGCCAGAAUGGAUGAAAAGGCGAUUUGAGCGAAAAGAUGUGCUUCAGUUUGUUGAGCCAUAUUGGUCAACAAAUUACUCUGUUUCAGGUAGCCGGUCUUCGCGUCGCAGCAAUGAAAGCGGCUCUGACCGUCGAUUACUCGCAAGCGCUGACCGAAGCCUGCGCCCUGCACAGGAUGGUUACUCUUUUUUUGAGAAAUAUGGCACAUCGUAUGAAGAAUGGCUGUUGAUGUGGGUUCGCCGAUUAAUUCAUCUUUCUCAGCCGCCAGAACGAAAGAUUUUCUGGGCGUGCGAAACUGCGCUCGCUACAUGCCCUCAAAUAUCCCGAUUUUUGCUGCCUUACCUUUUUCAGAAUGUGCUUCAGUCUGGCAGAUCUGAAGUCGGUGAGGAACUUAAGAAGGAAGUCAUGGCGGUGUUAGAUGGUCAGGAUUGUGGGAUUUUGAUGGACGAUUUCUUGGCAGCUCCGCAUGAAUCAGACCAUUCGAAUGACUCAAUCAGCACCGGUGGCGUCGAUUUUAAAAAAUCAAUUGGUGAUUAUUUCUAUCGUCAUGAUCAAUGCUCCCAGACCAUUUUCUCUACAAUCGAUGAGCUGAAUGAAUGGGUUUGGACAAGCGAAAAGAAGCGGCUUGCGCUCAGCAGUAGUGCUGCGAGUCGUCAAACGUCUGCUUCUGGCCGAAGCGAUUUGCCUUCAGAGAUCGAUGAUCAAGAGAAGGAUUACUUGGACGAGUUUUUGAAAGAUAUUCCAAGUCGAUCACUGUCAAGAGCGGCAUAUAAAAUUAAAGCCUAUGCUCGGGCUAUUCAAUAUUUUGAAGUUUACCUCCGGCAGCAAGAAUUCACGUCGGCUGAAGGAAGAGACAGCAGUUUUGAAAUUGCUGGCCCCGUUCAUCUUUCUUUGAUAUCAAAAAAUGCCUUUUAUCUUCAGCAGCUAUACAAGAGUGUGGACGAACCAGACGCGCUUAUCGGUUUAGCCUCGUUACGUCGCUUUCACGACGCAUACCGGCACAAUGGUUCCGGAGCUAGCCUGAAAGGUGUAACCCAAGAGGAGGGAUUGAACCUAACUGACUUGAUGCAUCAAAUUGUCGACCACGAGCAGCUUGCUCAAUGGGAAGAUGCACUCGCUUGCUAUGAGCAAGCAAUUCAAGAAAUUCAGUCUGCUUUGUCGUCGAGAUCGCUGCCCGCUAGCAGACCAGACUACAGCCAGCUUGCGAUGAUGCAGCCUUCUGUACAGAUUUCGGACGCAGAUGCACACAAAGAUCCGGAUAUGAUAAAGCCUGAGCUGUAUUCAGGAAUGAUUGGUUGCCUCAUUCAACUAGGGCGCCUUGAAAGUGCUUUGCAGCAUAUCAACGGCAUUGUAACACAAGAACCGCAGUUCAUGGCAACGAUGUAUCCUUUUGCUCUGGAAUGCUCUUGGCGGCUAUCUCGAUGGGAGCUACUUUCAGAACUGCUGAGCGCUGAAAAGAAAAAUCCGCUACUUCACUCUUCGGCUACCUCAUUUGAUGGUUCAGCUAGCACUCGGCUGAAAGGGUUUGAUGUCUCGCAGCUAAUGCUUGUCCGUGUGCUGCAUAGCUUACAUGGUGGCCAGCAAGAAGAAUUUCAGCGUCACUUAAAAGCAGCACGACUAGAAGUGAUGGGCCCUCUCGCAGCGGCGUCUGCUGAGUCAUACCAACGCGCGUAUCCCCUGCUUCAUGAUCUUCAUUUUUUGCACGAGGCUGAGCAGGGUUUCAUAUUUUUGCACACAGCGAGGCAAUAUGAUGAUCUUGGACGUCGCAGUCUUCUUUGGAAUAAGCAAACUCCUUGGAAAAUGCGCUAUGAUGCGAUGGCAACGCAACUCAAGUACCGGGAUCCGAUACUGGCACUCCGUCGGGUAAUUUUGCACGAGGCAGGGCUUCGAAACGAAGUAUCCGAGAACUGGCUAUUGUACGCAAAGUUGACAAGAAAGGAGGGAUUUAUUCGCACAGCCACAAGUGCGGUAAUGCAUGCCGAAGCACUGGACAAUCAGUACGCGCUGAUAGAAAAGGCCAAGCUACUUGUGAGUCAGGAUCGGAUGUAUGAAGCAUUGCAAAUUCUUGAGCCUGUGGAUAUCGACGCAUCUACGUUGGAUUUUGAUGUCGAAGACUCUCGUUUCUGCGCAAAGAACCUGCUCUUGGCGACCAACUGGAUGCAAGAGUCAGGCCAGCGGCAAGGCAAAAAGGUGGUUGAGCGAUAUCAAGCAGUUAUUCGCUUUGAUCCGACUUGGGAGAAAGGAUACUUUUUCCUAGCAAAAUACUACGAGUAUUUGUUGAGUGUAAGCCACCCUGACGCUCUGACUGGGUCAAUGGGUAGUGAUGAGGUGGCUAAUCUUUUGGUGGAUUCGGCGUUUCACACUCAAUUGAUCAACUUGAUGAAAAAUUAUGUGCUGGCACUGGCACAUGGAACAAAGUUUGUGUUUCAAUCGCUUCCGCGGCUGUUAACACUAUGGUUUGAGUAUGGUGAAGUACUUUAUGCCGGUACGAAUGGGCGAACAGGAAACAAAGCGAAUAAAGUGCUGCGGCAGAUCGAGAUCGGAUUGAGUCAGUGCACUACUGAACAGAAGGUUCUCGAUGAUAUCACAAACGUUGUGAAUGAAGCCACUGAAUCUUUGCCUGCGUAUGAGUGGCUUGUGUGCUUCCCACAAGUGACGUCACGCAUUUGCCACCCCAAUCCGAUUGUAGUUGAUGGUGUCAAGAAGAUCAUGUUUCGCGUGCUCACGGCUUACCCAACACAGGCGAUGUGGCCUUUGCUGGGUCUCUCGCGAUCGUUGAAUCCGCAGCGUCGAAAUCGUGCGCGUGAAAUUAUUUCAACUACACAGCAAGAAUUUCUUUCAAAGGGUCUGAAGGAAACUGCCGAUAGCUUUUCCGAGGGUAUGCGAAUGGCUGAAGAGCUUAUUAGCCUUGCUGCUCAUGACCCCGGAAACAAUCAACGUAAGAUUCACAUUCGGCUUAGCCGGAUCCGGACCAGAAUUCUAGUGCCGAUCCAAAUGGCUUUGACCACAAUCUUGCCGACAGCUGGACUUGCCCCUCGCGAUGAAUUUCAUGUUGCCUUCUCGCCAAACGCGCAAAUUUACAUAAAGGCUUUUAGCGACAAAGCGGAUGUGAUGAUGACCAAGGAGAAGCCGAAACGCAUCGAAAUUCUGGGCACCGAUGGUCAGUUAUAUCCGUUUUUGUGCAAGCGUGAAAAGACUGGCGACCUCCGCAAAGAUGCGCGCAUGAUGGAGUUUAACUCAAUGAUUAACAAACUCCUUCAAAAGGAUCGAGAAGGUCGUAAGCGCAAGCUCCGUUUGCGUACAUACGCCGUGGUGUGUCUGAAUGAAGAGAGUGGGUUAAUGGAGUGGGUAAGACAUACGAAGGCCAUGCGUCAGCUCAUCGGCCAAAUCCACAAAACUGAACGUGGCUACAUACAACCUGUUCGACUGACACACGAAAUCAAGGAGCGGUAUCUGAGUAUGCAGAAGAAGUUUGCAAAUGACCCUUCAGCGAUGGCACAGUACUAUCGUCGCAAGGUGCUAUCCUUGCCGGUUUUCACGCCCAGAUUUCACCAGUGGUUUUACAACAACUUUGCCGACCCGACUGCAUGGUUCGAGGCUCGGCUUGCAUUUUCACGAUCAGCAGCCGUAUGGUCCAUGGUAGGGCAUAUCGUAGGCCUUGGUGAUCGUCACGGUGAGAACAUUUUGAUAGACUGUACCAACGGUGAGUGCGUGCACGUGGACUUCGACUGCCUUUUUGAUAAGGGACUCAAGCUGGCGAAACCCGAAAUUGUGCCAUUUCGUUUGACACCAAAUAUCAUUGAUGCUUUUGGAAUAACGGGGUACGAGGGUGUUUUUCGUUGCGUUAGCGAGGUGACGAUGCAGUUGCUUCGAGACAACAAGGAAACGCUGCGAAGCGUGCUGGAAUCGUUCAUCCACGAUCCGCUAGUGGAGUGGGGUCGUCGCGGCAAAGCCGCUCAAAGCAGUAGUGGCUCAGGAAAAAGCAUUGCCGAAAUCUCUAGUGAGCGCAGCAAAAUGGAAACACGACUUGUUCUAAAGGCUAUCGACGAUCGACUGCGCGGCAUUUACAACCUGGGCGAUGCCAUCCGUCCAUUUGUAUCAGCAGCGCAUCGAAGCAUCUUACCAGAGACUGAAACGUUGCCAUUGUCCGUGCAGGGCCAAGUCGAGAAGCUUAUCUAUGAGGCCACCUCGCACGAAAACCUCGCUCAAAUGUACAUUGGAUGGAUGCCAUUCUUGUAG
Messenger RNA from Peronospora farinosa, 9153 nucleotides. NCBI's taxonomy places the organism in Eukaryota, Oomycota, Peronosporomycetes, Peronosporales, Peronosporaceae. The record is from the annotation of a GenBank genome assembly.